Molecule: messenger RNA, 519 nt
Organism: Exserohilum turcica Et28A
Lineage: Eukaryota; Fungi; Ascomycota; Dothideomycetes; Pleosporales; Pleosporaceae
Exons: 4
Coding region: 53-232 (59 amino acids)
Biological process (GO): proton motive force-driven ATP synthesis
Molecular function (GO): proton transmembrane transporter activity
Source: RefSeq, a predicted model, not a curated record
CAUCCUCAUCGCAAUUGCCAACCAACCCAUUGCCCCUCCAACACACGUCAAAAUGCCUCUUCUCGGAAGGAAGUUCCCGGCGCAAAUUGCCAAGCCCAUGUGGCCUUUCUACGUCUCCGGCCUUGUCAUCCUCUACGGUGUCAACUCUGCCGCGAACGCCAUGGCUCAGGCCGACGAGUACAAGAACGACCCGCGAAACCCCGCGCUCAAGAACCAGUCAGCAAACCACUAAGCCUGGAUCUGUGUGAUGCGGGAGCAGGCUGUGAACAGGUGAAGGCUCUCAGAGGCAAUGUACAGUAGCUGGCGAUGGGAAAGCAAUGGAAAUGUCGCAUGGAGACGGCCAUAUAGAUUUUGCCCAAUCGAUCCCGGUCAACAACUCGCUCGAGCCUCUUUUGCCCUCGGUGCGGACUGCAAUGCGCUGAGAACAGGUCACGGUCCAUGUAGCAAAGGCAUGUUGCCGGCGAGAUUGCGAGAGGCAUAGUUGGAGCUGGGGCAUGCGCUGCCAAGGGCUCUGGAAAC